Molecule: messenger RNA, 959 nt
Organism: Coffea eugenioides
Lineage: Eukaryota; Viridiplantae; Streptophyta; Magnoliopsida; Gentianales; Rubiaceae
Exons: 3
Coding region: 177-704 (175 amino acids)
Source: RefSeq, a predicted model, not a curated record
CACACUUGCUCUGUAGAGUUAGAGUACCGUCGUCGAACGGUGGUGUUCCCGUCCGCGAGACUGGAAAACGAGACCGAAAUAGAUGAAACUCCAGAGAGAGCAUUAUUACUACGGGCGAUAAGUAGUACUAAAAGAGUAUCGAAUCAUCCUCUCACACUUCCACAAUCACGGUAACAAUGGGAGGCGAAGGUCCCAAGCUAUAUACCAAUAAACCCAAGAAAGCGCAAUCGAAGCAACACAAGCACCAGCAGCAUCAACCAUCCUCAUCCAUGGCGUCGUCAACCCCACCUGGGUCUGCAGCAGCAGAUCCUCCGCUUCCCAAGGAAUCAUUCAUUAGGCGCAACAAGUUCAUUUGGCCUCUUCUCCUGGCCGUCAAUUUCACUGUUGGAGCUUAUCUUUUCAUGAGGACGAAAAAGAAAGAUGGGGUUGAAGAGGCUGAAGUGCCUAAUGUUGCUCCAGCCUCUGUUGCAACCACUGCUACAACUACUACAGUUACUGAGAAGCCAUUGGUCACUUCACCCGUCAUAGAACCUCCAAAGCCACGAGAACCAAUUCCUGAGAAUGAGCAGCGGGAGUUGUACAAGUGGAUGUUAGAAGAGAAAAGAAAAUCGAAGCCAAAAGAUCCUGAAGAGAAAAAGCGCAUUGAUGAGGAGAAAGCCCUUCUCAAGCAGUUUAUUCGAGCCAAAUCCAUCUCUAGUUUGUAAAUACACAAAUAUUUGACAGUUUUAAAUUUCAUAGGUCCAGGUUACUUCUUGUUUAUUCUGUUCGAUAUGUCAUGGACCAGCUCGGAAUUAUGCUGUAAGCAAGCUAACUACGCUCUUUCUCGUAUUCGCUAAAUCCCCCUGGCUUUAAAUACGGUCAAUGUGAAUAUCUUUGAACCUCCAAUAUAAUGGUCCUAAAACUUUGCUUGUGUAAAACAGCUUAUCCUGAGCCGCGCGGAUGACACAUUUUCUUUCCAA